Molecule: messenger RNA, 4774 nt
Organism: Aspergillus glaucus CBS 516.65
Lineage: Eukaryota; Fungi; Ascomycota; Eurotiomycetes; Eurotiales; Aspergillaceae
Product: putative eukaryotic translation initiation factor subunit eIF-4F
Exons: 5
Coding region: 107-4465 (1452 amino acids)
Cellular component (GO): eukaryotic translation initiation factor 4F complex
Molecular function (GO): mRNA binding; protein binding; translation initiation factor activity
Source: RefSeq, a predicted model, not a curated record
CCUUUUUUUUUUUUUUUUUUUUUUACUCCUCUCUUUUUCCUCUCUCUCCUCCCCCCACACAAACGCCCUUUAAACCUCGAUUUAUCACAUAAAAUCAACCUGUCUAAUGACCUCGAUCCCUCCUCAGAAGCAAGGCCUUCAAGGACAGAGCGCUUCCUCUGACACCCCCGCGAACACUUCCUCUUCGUCGCCCGCGCCGGCUAACCGGUCGUCCUACGCCAACGCCACCAGAAAGUCCGCGACGGACUCGACCGCCGCGCCCGUCACCGUGGGUGGCUCUUCGCAACAUGGGCAGUCGACCUCAGCAUCUUCUGUGAGCGGCAAACCCAUGCAACAACAAACAAAUACCCCCUCUACCUCCUCCCCCGGCGUCACCAUCGUCAAUGGCGCUCCCGCUUCCCAGCAGCAGCAGGGCGACCACUCUCGCAAACCUUCCGUGACCAUCACCUCUGCCGGUACUUCGGGCUAUAUCCCCAACGGGGGUCCUUCCAGUCGUCCCAACAGCUUGCAGUUUGGUUUUGCCAACCAGCAGACUUCCCCCAUGGGCAAUCCUGCUGUUUUGGCCGGCCAGCCGCAGUCCGGGUUGGGUGUGUCGCCUUCCAUGAACCCCCGCGUUACCUCGCCUCAGACCUCUCCGUCGCCUAUCCCCCAGCCGGCUUCUAGCGGUGGUCGUCCUCCUCCAUCGUCUUACCAGUCGCAGGGAAAUGUUCCGAACUUUGGCAGCUUUGGUGAUGCCGGUGACGCAAACCGCCCGCAAGCCCCCCUUGGUCCCGGUCCUCAGGCGACCCAUCUCCGUCGUGAAUCCUCCCAGUCUACGCAUAGCGAUAUGAGCAACCAGAUUGGUGGCGCUCCUGCUGGUCCCGGUCGUGGUGGCUAUGGUGGCCGCGGCCGCGGAUACUCGCAGUCGGGCUAUCAGGGUCAGAUGCCCUACUCGCCGGGCCCGAACUUCCGCACGCCCAACCAGCCUCGCGGCGGACCCAACAUGGGCCCACAGUUCCCUGGCAACCAAGGCCGUCCGCUCGCCCCGUUCCCCAAUUCGCCACACCAGGCCAACCGCAGCCCAGCUCUGGCCAACGCUCAUCCCGCGACGACUCCCCAGAUGAACCAGGUCCCCAUGGCUCCUCCCCAGAUGCCUCCUCAGCCGUUCGCCUACGGUCAGCACAUGGCUCCCCAACCUGCUUACCCCCAUGCCUACGAUCCCAACUACGCCUACUACAACCCUGCCGCCUAUGGCAUGGGUCAGAUGCAGUACAUGACUCCUCCGUCGCCGCAACCGCGCCCCGGUAUGCCUUUUAACCCCCAGGCUCCGUACAUGCAGAACCAGUACCCGCCGCAACCCCCCACCCAGGCGGCUCCUCUGUCCCGUACGCCAUCGCAGGUGUCCAACAACGACCGUCCCAACUCGAGCCUCGGCCAGCCUCAGCCGCCGGCCGGUCCUCCAGGCGCCGGCCACGCUCACAAUGCCAGCCGCUCGUCCAACAGCCCCGCCCCCAACAAGCCUCAGUUCGUCCUUCCCUCGACAAAGAGGAGCCCCAUCGUCAUCAAGGACCCUGGCAGCGGUGCCGUCAAGACUUUCGACACCAAGGGUCCCGGCUCUCCUGCUCGUGCUACACCUUCGCCCGUGAAGAUGGCCACCCCCACUUCCACCCCCCCUCCUCCUCGUUCCAACAACGGCCCCGAGCACCAGCGAUCGGAUAGCAAGGCGACCAAGACGGACGAAGAGAAGAAGAAGGAGCUGAGAGACGCCGUCCGUCAGAAGCUCGAGCAGGAUGAGGCCGAGCAGCGUCGCAAGGAGGACGAAGAGCACAAGAAGAAGGAUGACGAGGAAGCCGCCCAGAAGAAGAAGGCUGAAGACGAGGAAGCGGCGAAGAAGAAGAAGGCUGAAGACGAGGAAGCGGCGAAGAAGAAGGCCGCCGACGACGAGGAAGCGGCUCGCAAGGCCAUGGAAGACAUGAGCCUGAAGGACAACAAGGACGAGAAGAAGGACGAAGCAGCAGCAGCAGCAGCCAAACCGGCUGAAGAGCCCAAGCAGGCCCCUGCACCGCCCGCUGACGACGAUGACAUUGACUUCGAUGCCAUCGAGCGGGAGUUGGCAGAGGUCGAGGCGAAGGAGGCUGCUGCGGAAGCCGACUACUACGCCAAGAAGCAGCGCGAAAAGGAAGAGAAGGAGCGCAAGGAGAAGGAGGAACUCGAAGCGUACGAGGCCAACAUGAAGAACGCCGAACGUGAGGCCGAGGCUAUCGAAGAGGAGCGUGAGAAGAAGCGCGAGGCCGCUGAGGGCAAGGAUGGCCUUUCUUCGCUUAAGAAGGCCGCGACCGAGUCCAGCACUCCCGCCGAGAGUGGUGCCUCGACUCCUGUCUCCGACGUGUCCAUGGGCCCGCCUGGCAAGCCGGCCAGUGCCGCCAAGAAGCCCGCUGCGCUCAAGCUCGAGACCAGCAAGGCUGUCGAGCCUCCUCAACCCAGCGCGGCUAUGAAGGCUCUGCAGACUGCCCGCUUCGUGGCUGAUCUGAGCAAGAUCUCCUACCCUUCGUCGGUCGCCUCUCCCAACCCGGCUCUGAACGCCAGCGCGCCCACGGAACGCAAGUUCCACUACAACAAGGAAUUCUUGCUGCAGUUCCAGGCCGUCUUCAAGGAGAAGCCGUCCGUCGACUGGGAUGCUCGCGUGCGCGAGACUGUGGGCGAUACUGACUCGUCGCGUCCCCAGUCCGCACGCACGCCUAUGACCAGCCGCACUCCUUCUCGCACGGGAGGUAUGCCUCAGCCGUUCCAGAUGGGAACAUUCGGCGCCCCGAACCGCCACAGCUUGCCUCCGAACACCGACCGCAUUGCCAUUGCCAACGCUGCCCGCACCGCUUCGAUGAACAACCCAUUCGGCCAGUUUGGUCGUCCCACUGGCAUGGGCAUGGGUCCCAUUGGUGGACGCACCGGCUCCUCCGGCAUGCCUGGCUCACCUCGUGUGGGCUCCAACCGCAACAACACCCGCAACAACAGCAAGCGUGCUGAUAAGCACCAGGCCAAGAAGGAAGAAGACAUGGCCAAGAGCAUGCCGCUCACCGCCAGCAUUGACGUCAAGCCCCUGCAGGCCUCCGGCAGCGGCUGGAAGCCUCGCAGUCUUGUACAGCCUGCCAGCGCUCAGGCUACCCCUGCCCACAUGCCUCCGGACAUGGUGCAGCGUAAGGUCAAGGCUGCUCUGAACAAGAUGACCCCCGAGAACUUUGAGCGUAUCGCCGGUCAGAUUCUGGAGAUUGUGUCGCAAUCCAAGAUAGAGAACGACGGCCGUACCCUGCGGCAAGUCAUCCAGCUCACCUUCGAGAAGGCUACCGACGAAGCCCACUGGGCGUCCAUCUACGCCAAGUUCUGCAAGCGUAUGCUUGAGACCAUGAGCCCCGAGAUCCAGGAUGAGAGCAUCCGCGACAAGACCGGCGCCGUCGUCACCGGCGGCAGUCUCUUCCGCAAGUACCUGCUCAACCGUUGCCAGGAGGAAUUCGAGCGUGGCUGGAAGGUCAACCUGCCACCGAAGCCCGAGGGCCAGACCGAAGAAAUCGCCAUGCUGUCCGACGAGUACUACACUGCCGCCGCUGCCAAGCGUCGUGGUCUUGGUCUCGUCAAGUUCAUUGGUGAGCUGUACAAGCUGGGCAUGUUGACGGAGCGUAUUAUGCACGAGUGUGUUAAGAAGCUGGUCGACUACGAAGGUAUGCCUGACGAGGCUGAGGUCGAGAGUUUGACCAAUCUCCUGCGUACCAUUGGUGCUAGCUUGGAUGUUUCCGAGAGAGGACACGCCUUGAUGGAUGUCUACUUCAGUCGCAUUCAGAUGAUGAUGGAGACCGAGGGUCUGCCCAGUCGUAUCCGGUUCAUGCUUAUGGAUGUUAUCGAUCUGCGCAAGUCCAACUGGAUGUCCAAGGAUUCCGACAAGGGUCCCAAGACCAUCCAACAGAUUCGCGAAGAAGCCGCCCGCGCUCAUCAAGCAGCCGAGAUGGAGCGCAUGCGCCAGCAGGCUUCUCGCGGUGGUGGCGGUCGUCCCCAGAUUGGCCGCGGAGAUGCCCGCAACUUCUCAUACGGUCAGCAGGCUCCUCCUCCGGACUAUGCUUCUAGCAAGGUCGGUAGCGACGAUCUCCGUCGUCUGCGCACGGGCCGGACCGCCAACCAGCCCAUGUCGUUUGGACCCUCCAGCAUGCUGGGCUCGCGCAGCAACAGCCGUCGGAACCUAGGCCCCGGUGGCAACCUGGUCCGUGGCAGUGAGGAUAGUGCGGCCAGCAGCCGUACCGGCACUCCUCCGGCCGGCAAGAAGGAGGACAAGGAGGCUGCUUCUUCGAUGAACGCUUUCAGUGCUCUCGCCAGCUUGGAAGACCGUGACAACUUGGCCACCUCUCCUCCGUCGAACCCUACGUCACCUAUGCUCACCAAGGCUCAACCCGCAGCUGGCCAACCGGCAAACCCCCCGUCCAAGGAUGGCGGAGCAUCAUAGAUCUCUUUUGACUUGGAAUGUUGAUGAAAAAAAGUCGUUCUUUCUUGAAUUAUGACAUCUUCCCCUUCUUUUUUCUUUUACCAUUUAUCUCUGUUUUAUCCAAUCGACGUAUGUACAAUCAUCCGUUCGACGUAACAUGGGGGUUUCGAAAUUCGAAAUGGACCAUUUGUUCGUUUGUUCGAUUUGGUUUGGCAGGAGAUAUUUUCUCUUCAUCUGUUGAUGUUCCCUUUUUCUUUUUACCUUUUUUUCUUUCUCCCUACUGCAUUUCCAAUACCCGGCAAGCCAGAGGCUUCUUUUUCUUCCCCUUUC